Molecule: messenger RNA, 798 nt
Organism: Hypoxylon trugodes
Lineage: Eukaryota; Fungi; Ascomycota; Sordariomycetes; Xylariales; Hypoxylaceae
Exons: 2
Coding region: 1-798 (265 amino acids)
Source: RefSeq, a predicted model, not a curated record
AUGACUUCGCCGAAUGAUCCUCAUGCUAAGGUGUACUCUCACGUUAACGGCAGCGAGGGGGAUACAUUAGCCAGAUUAGCCGUUUCCGAGUUGUGCAAGGGCUGGCCUGUAUAUCGAGACUCGUCCGAAUGGAAGAACUUCCGUUCUCUCUUCUGCGACGACGCGUAUGUCUGGACGACUUGGAGUGGGCGCCAGACCAUCGAUGGCUUCAUCCAGAUGUCUAAGGAGGGGAAAGCAAAGGGAGACUUCAUAAUGCAUCGCGAAUGCGGUACAUUAGUUGAAUUGGAUCCACUGAGAAAUCGAGCCGUUGGCAAGAUGAAGGCAACUAUCACGCAGCGAUUCAGAAUCGGGGGAGAUGAUACUAUGGGUCUUGAGCCAAUCGUCUUUGAUGUGGAUUGCGAUUGUCGCUUCAACUUCUUUUGCUUCCGAAAUUCGGACACCGACGCUUGGAAGAUCAAGUACGUCAAACUGAUAUACGAGAAGGAUAAGCUUGUCCCUGUCGAUGGCAAAACGUCGCCGAGCUUUACUAAGGAAACCUUGGAUCGAUACCCAGAAGGAUACAAGUACCUUGGUGCAGCACAGCACAUGCUCGGUCAUGAUGUCGACCUCUCCCUUCCAACUAUUCAGGGUCCCGAGUACGGAUUAGCUAACAUUGUAUGGCUUGAGCUAUACGAGAAGAUGGAACAAUGGCUCGACGGUGCACGAGAUGUCGACCUCUCGAUCACCCCUGGCCAUAAGAAUACCAAUGGGAAUGGGUCGAGUAACGGACAUUAUAUCGAACCUAGACGCUUACGCUAG